This is a messenger RNA of Exophiala bonariae, 1287 nucleotides long. RefSeq lists its product as uncharacterized. Gene Ontology annotation, molecular function: tryptophan-tRNA ligase activity; ATP binding. The transcript has a single exon. The record is from RefSeq and is a predicted model, not a curated record. Gene Ontology annotation, cellular component: mitochondrion; mitochondrial matrix. Bases 1 to 1287 code for a protein of 428 amino acids. Gene Ontology annotation, biological process: mitochondrial tryptophanyl-tRNA aminoacylation. Lineage: Eukaryota; Fungi; Ascomycota; Eurotiomycetes; Chaetothyriales; Herpotrichiellaceae.
AUGCUUUCUCGCGCUUGCCGUCCGUCCCUUAGAUUGCUUCAGCAGCCGUCCCUCUGGUCUGGGUCUCGAAGCUUUUAUACCAGUGGAAAGAGCUACCAACCUCAAACGACAAGUUCUGCCUUAGACAAACGAAGUACUGCAAGCGAUACGAAGCACGCUGCUAGUGACUUGGUGCUUGGUGACACGCAGGCAGAAGCCCACACAUCGGCAGAAAUACCCCAAGUCGUUUUCUCAGGCAUUCAACCAACUGGUGUCCCUCAUUUGGGAAAUUAUAUCGGAGCACUCCGCCAAUGGAAAAACUACCAUGAUGCAAGCUUUAGCGUAGAAGCCACCACCAGACACUCAACAGAACAGUACUUCUCGAUUGUUGAUCUUCAUGCUCUCACUGCGAGUUUGCCCAAGGAGCAACGGAAGCAGUUGCGAAAGGAGUCCUUCGCUUCCCUACUCGCGAUAGGUCUGAAGAACACAGGAACAACUACCGUUUUCUUCCAGUCCCAUGUCUCCCAUCAUAGUGAGCUUAUGUGGAUACUUAGCAACGUGGCUUCGACUGGCUACCUUUCCCGAAUGACGCAAUGGAAGUCCAAAUUGAAUCUUCCUGAUGAGACAUCAUUGGAUGCUGAUGAAGCUACUGCUGUUUUGAAGCUUGGACUGUUCUCCUAUCCUGUUCUACAAGCUGCGGAUAUUCUUCUCUAUGACACGACACUUGUGCCAGUGGGUCACGACCAGUUGCAGCAUGUUGAAUUUACUCGGAAUCUGGCUCGAAGUUUUAAUUCCUACCUGACGGAAGCUGAUGGGAAACCUGUCUUCACAAUUCCAGAGGCAGUUGUCGUCCCUGGAAAAAGAAUCAUGUCACUCAGAAAACCAACCCAGAAGAUGUCCAAGUCAGACACUGAUCCAAGAUCACGAAUUUCAAUUAUUGACUCGCCAGAAGAGAUCCGCCAAAAGCUGAGGGCAGCUGUCACAGAUUCGUUGACGGAGAUCUCGUACGACCCAGAGACACGGCCUGGUGUCUCAAAUCUCAUUGAGAUCUACAAGCACGUAACAGAGAUCCCUGCAUCUUGUCACGAAAUUGCUCGGGACAAUCAAAAUCUUUCUAUGAAAGGGCUAAAGGACAUGGUUUCCACAGCCAUAAUCAAGGAGCUUGGAGACAUACGUCCGCGGUUUCUACAGCUUAUGAAGCAGGACAAUGAGAUUCUCACAGAGGAGAUCGCACUUGGUGCCUCUAGAGCACAAUCCAAGGCAGGAGCUGUUUUCUCAAACGUUCAAAAGUCUUUGGGCAUUUCAUAG